Molecule: messenger RNA, 2420 nt
Organism: Brassica oleracea var. oleracea
Lineage: Eukaryota; Viridiplantae; Streptophyta; Magnoliopsida; Brassicales; Brassicaceae
Product: proline-rich extensin-like protein EPR1
Exons: 1
Coding region: 7-2352 (781 amino acids)
Source: RefSeq, a predicted model, not a curated record
UACAAGAUGAGAGUCCCACUAAUAAGUAUACUGAGCUUCUUUCUCAUUAUUCUUUUUCUUAGUGGUUCUUUAGUCGCUACAGGAGAAACAGUGAAUCAAAACAGUAGGUAUACGACUGAUAAUUAUGGGUACACACCUCCGUCACCAACUUAUGGAGCUCCACCCAGUCAACCGACACCACCAACUUACAGUCCCCCAAUUGUGCCACCACCGGUACAAAAGCCUCCUACACCAAUUUACAGUCCUCCUGUAACACCUCCAAUACAAAAGCCACCAACACCGAUUUAUAGUCCACCGGUAAAACCACCACCGGUGCAAAAGCCUCCGACUCCAACUUACAGUCCUCCAGUCAAGCCACCUCCCGUCCAAAAACCACCAACACCAAUUUAUAGUCCACCUAUUAAACCACCACCAGUGCAAAAGCCUCCAACACCUAUUUAUAGUCCACCAGUUAAACCACCCCCGGUGAAACCUCCAACACCUAUUUAUAGUCCUCCCAUAAAACCACCACCAGUACAACAACCUCCGACACCAACCUAUAGUCCACCUGUUAAACCACCUCCAGUGAAACCUCCGACGCCAACUUACAGUCCGCCUGUCAAACCACCACCUGUGCAAAAACCUCCAACACCUACUUAUAGUCCACCAGUUAAACCACCACCUGUGAAACCUCCAACACCUACUUAUAGUCCUCCUGUAAAACCACCACCCGUGCAAAAGCCUCCUCAUAUCAAACCACCGCCCGUGCAAAAGCCUCCUCAUAUCAAACCACCGCCAGUCCAAAAGCCUCCCACACCAAUUUACAGUCCUCCUAUCAAACCUCCACCUGUGCAAAAGCCUCCUCCUAUCAAACCACCACCAGUUGAAAAACCUCCAACACCUACUUAUAGUCCUCCCAUAAAACCACCACCAGUACAAAAGCCUCCAACACCGACCUAUAGUCCUCCAGUUAAACCACCACCAGUGAAACCUCCAACACCUACUUAUAGUCCUCCUGUAAAACCACCACCAGUGCAACAACCUCCCACACCAACCUAUAGUCCACCUAUUAAACCACCUCCAGUAAAGCCUCCAACUCCAACUUACAGUCCUCCAGUCAAGCCACCUCCCAUUCAAAAACCACCGACACCAAUUUAUAGUCCACCUGUUAAACCACCACCAGUGCAAAAGCCUCCAACACCAACUUAUAGUCCUCCAGUUAAACCACCUCCAGUGAAGCCUCCAACACCUACUUUUAGUCCUCCAAUAAAACCACCACCAGUACAACAACCUCCGACUCCAACAUAUAGUCCACCUAUUAAACCACCUCCAGUGAAACCUCCAACACCAAUUUACAGUCCGCCAGUUAAACCACCACCCGUGCAAAAGCCUCCAACACCAACUUACAGCCCACCAGUUAAACCACCUCCGGUAAAACCUCCGACACCAACUUAUAGUCCUCCUGUAAAACCACCGCCAGUGCAAAAGCCUCCUACGCCCACUUAUAGUCCACCUGUUAAACCACCACCCGUCCAGAAGCCUCCCACACCAACUUACAGUCCUCCUAUCAAACCACCACCCGUGCAAAAACCUCCAACACCAACUUAUAGCCCUCCUAUCAAACCACCACCAGUGCAAAAGCCUCCAACUCCCACUUAUAGUCCUCCGAUAAAGCCACCACCAGUGCAGAAGCCUCCAACACCGACCUACAGUCCACCAGUUAAACCACCACCAGUGAAGCCUCCAACACCUAUUUAUAGUCCUCCCGUAAAGGCACCACCAGUGCAACAACCUCCGACACCAUCUUAUAGUCCUCCUGUAAAACCACCACCGGUGCAGAAACCUCCAACACCCACUUAUAGUCCACCUGUUAAACCACCACCCGUGCAAAAGCCUCCAACUCCAACUUACAGUCCUCCUAUCAAACCACCACCCGUGCAAAAACCUCCAACACCAACUUAUAGCCCUCCUAUCAAACCACCACCUGUGAAAAACCCUCCAACUCCCACUUAUAGUCCUCCGGUAAAGCCACCACCAGUGCAGAAGCCUCCAACACCAACCUACAGUCCACCUAUUAAACCUCCCCCAGUAAAACCUCCAACACCAACUUAUAGCCCUCCUAUAAAGCCACCACCAGUGCAACAACCUCCAACAGCAACUUAUAGCCCACCUGUUAAACCACCUCCAGUGAAACCUCCGACACCAACUUACAGUCCUCCUGUAAUACCACCACCAAUACAAAAGCCUCCAUCGCCCACAUACAGUCCACCUGUACUUCCACCACCUGUGCAGAAGCCUCCAACACCAAUUUAUAGUCCUCCACAAGUCGGAUAUGGUACUCCUCCUCCAUACGCAGAUCUUUCACAACCUUAGAUAACGAGUUUAAUAUAUAUAUAUACACCCAAAAAGAUCGCCAAGUAGGCUUUCUAGCACAAGGGCAG